AUGCAUGCGCCAUACCUAUAUCCAUACCCGCACUCUUACUCGCCCUCACCGUUGGCGUCAACCUCGACUGGAUCUGACAUGGGGUCAUUGACGAAGCUGCCUUUGGGCAAUCUGACUUUGGUGGACAAGCCCCCUGCAGUUCGCGUAAUCCAGCUCGUGGAAAUGCCUGCCCCGCCUCGAACAAGAGCCUUGCCACCCAGCUCGGCCUCCGUUUCGUCGACCUCUUCUGGCCUGUACACAGAGAGCGAGGAGGACCAACUUGAAGACGAAUAUUGCUCGAGUGCUCCUGAUGGCAAUGACCACGAUAUGGAGGCGGAAAUGGUCGAGGAAGAGAGUAUCAAAGUUGAUCGAAUACUUGCAUGGCGAACUACGACUACGGCGGAACCUACGGGAACGACUUUCACAGUGACUGCGCCGAGUCCUACGGUUGUGUUACCCCCCACCCAACUACGGAAACGUGCUGCAUCGAGCCGAAGCUCAGUUUCAGAAGAAUCUACUCCUGCUUCCAAACGUUCAAGGACGUCUGGAUCAUCUCCUUCUGUAAAGACCAACCUUCAGCCAGCGAUAAACCCCCCAACACCAACAUCAACACUUCUCGCCCCUCCAGUCAGUCUAUCACGACGACAUACUUCCCCACGGCACACUGUUUCUCUCUACCCUCAACCGCCAGCCCACCAACGAAGCACCUCUCUUGUCGAUACACGGUCUGACAGGCAUUGCUCUGCUUGUGACCGCCGAUUCGCAAGCGCCAGAGCUUUCAGGGUCCACGCGCUUCACCCAUCAAUGCUCAUUGAUGGCGAUGUCGAUGAAGAAACCCAGAGACUCGCCUGUGAAGCUGCUGUGUCAUAUGCACUCGAGGCUUGUGCUCGUUCACAACCAUGA
This is a messenger RNA of Mycena indigotica, 882 nucleotides long. RefSeq lists its product as uncharacterized. The coding region runs from base 1 to 882 and encodes 293 amino acids. The transcript is spliced from 2 exons. The record is from RefSeq and is a predicted model, not a curated record. NCBI's taxonomy places the organism in Eukaryota, Fungi, Basidiomycota, Agaricomycetes, Agaricales, Mycenaceae.